UGACACUCACCGAACUUCGAGUGCCCACUUCCGUGAUGGCCAGCAUCAAAAAUGGCGUUGUGCUUGAUUGUCUGUACACUCUACGUCCGAAUUCCAUCGGGCUAGUGGUCGCCUGGUAUUUCAACAACAGCGCCAGACCGGUUUAUCAGUGGAUUCCCGGUCAGAAGCCUUUGAGCAUCGGCGUGUUCCGCCACCGUGCCAAUCUCGACUACAAGGUGUCUGACGACAACGAGACCAUGCACAGGGCCUUGCACAUCAUCAAUCCGACCAUCGAGCUGUCCGGCGACUACAGGUGCGUCGUGUCCACGUACCACGAUGAAGAUUUCAUGAUCAAGAGGAUGAUCGUUUACUCUCCGGAGAAGAAGUUUGACGUAUAUCAGAAGAGAGUCAAUAACGAUACUAUACGUGUAACUUGCAUGGUCUCUGGCGUUUACCCUGUACCUAGACUCACCCUCUUCAACAACUCGGUCACAGACAAACAGAGCUACCCGUUGGUUCAUUCUCGCGUCGAUAUCAACCGCUUGAAGGACACUUCCUACGAAGUGAUCAUCAGUGUGCUGAUCAACGACGACGACAUCACCACUCAAUCCACCUUGGACUGCGAACUCAAAAUCCCGGACACCCCAUACGUCAAGAGAAAGACUUUUGUUUUCUUCCAAGGUAGGUGUAUUAUUUUUGUUUCUCUAGUCGGGCUGCACGCGAGACGUAUGCUAAAAACGAAUCGACCCCGAAAAACAGUCUCUCGUCUACAACAAUAUGGAUAAUUAUAAAAUAAUAAU
Molecule: messenger RNA, 779 nt
Organism: Myzus persicae (green peach aphid)
Lineage: Eukaryota; Metazoa; Arthropoda; Insecta; Hemiptera; Aphididae
Exons: 4
Coding region: 36-764 (242 amino acids)
Source: RefSeq, a predicted model, not a curated record